Messenger RNA from Frieseomelitta varia, 3747 nucleotides. RefSeq lists its product as uncharacterized. The coding region runs from base 824 to 1951 and encodes 375 amino acids. The record is from RefSeq and is a predicted model, not a curated record. Lineage: Eukaryota; Metazoa; Arthropoda; Insecta; Hymenoptera; Apidae. The transcript is spliced from 6 exons.
AAGAAAAGAAAAGAAAAAAACGAAAAGAAAACGAAAACGUCUUCGUUAUUACCACUAGUACCGCUACUACCAUCGUUAUCGUCAUCGUCAUCCGUCACUGUCAAUCGUCACCGACCACCCUUAACGGUGUACGUACCAGGAUACCCCGUCGAUUCUUUUUCCUUUCCACACGAACCUCCCCGCCACAUUCUUAAGCACCUACCGUUCCCCUCCUCCUCCUCCUACCUUCUUCUGAGACAGCUCUCGUAACCCCCUUCUCCCCUCGUAUAAGAAUCAGUGCAUCGCGUGUGUCGGGACCAGUGCCAAACGAGUUGUGAUUCCGUACGGACAGUUUUUCAAGUGUGACCAUAUACACUCCACUCUAGCCUAUGAUUUAGCCAAGACGACCGAUCAAGUGAAUACCAACCAAGUGAACCGCUCUCCUCUCUCUCUCUCUCUCUCUCUCUCUCUCCUUCUCUCGCUCGCUCGCUCGCUCUCUCGUAUUGAACACAACUCGUUUGCUUUCUUAAACGAUAUACCGAAUCGCAGGGAAAUAAAAUAAACGCUAUCAACGCCAUCAUCAACGUCUAAUAUACGUCGUAUAUACGUAUGUAUAACGAGUCAGUGUGUUCUCCAUGCGACUGGUAUCUGUCAGCUACGUAAAUACACGCUCGACGACGAGCGGGUACCAGUGACCCGCGCCUUCGCGCAGCCAGUACGGUAUACAUCGGUGUGCUGCGACACGCGAGGAUCGUGUAGAUACUCGUCUCGCUCGCUCCUUGGCCGCCACGCGCCACCGCGAGUGCCCGCUUCCUACUCCAGAGUGAUCAAGUGCUAUGCGAAUAUGACAGUUGUGCAGGAUACUACGAUCGCGAACGAUCAACAAGUGACAAUGGAGGCCAUUCUAGUUCGUGACCAAAGGACCACUUCCCACCGAGUUCUCGAUCAUCGUCGUAUCUCGCCGAACGGCCUAAACGAUACCACCACCACUGCGUCCCACCAGCUAAACAGACCGUCAACCCAAACCCAAACAACCACCACCGCCAAAUGGUACAGAACCAUCCCCGAUAAGAAUCAACGAUUAGCGACGGUUAUCGCUUCGGGAACAGAGAGAAACCAUCCGAAGAAGAGACGCUUGUCGUGUGACUCGUGCCCGGUAUCUGCUUUUUACGACGAUCGGAGGAUACGAUCGAGAUACAACGCAUCCGUCGUCGCCGCCGCCGCCGCGACCACGUGGCUCAGGUUAGUUAGUCUUUUGGUGACGCUGCUCGUGGUCUCGGUGCACGCCGCUCCGACGAUGACGCCCGAGGAUAGACGGCUGAGCUCGUCCCCGAAAUGGGUGAAUCCUUGUGGCCUCGCUGCCGAUGAUUUUAACGGUGAUUUGGACGUGGUGCAGCUAACCGACUCGCAGCUUCUGCAGCAAGUUGUCGUUCAAGCGAAAACGGCGCUAACGCACGCGGAACUUUUUCGUGAUGAUUACGCUAGACGAACGUUCAACAUCGACUUUGCCGAUCUGCAUUCGAUGUUUAGAGACAACCGCUACGACUGGCUUCCCGGGCCACACGAAAUCCCCAAGGAACUGGGAAACGAGCUGAGUCGAGUGUACCUAAACGGAUUACAACUUGACAAGGCUCUAAUCGAUGCAUACGAGUACAUGCAGAAGUAUGCAGUGGGUCUCGAGCAAAUAGUCUGGGAUCAAGAAAAUCUUAAGCUUCAGUUUCGCGAUCAAUUUAAGGACACCGAAUACAGGCUGCGAACGGUUCUGUGCGAGUUGCAAGUGGCAUUAGUGGAGCGGCAGUUAUCGUCACGGCCAGACGUGACGCGCGACAUCAUGAAGCCGGAAUUCCGCAACUUGUCAUCGUCGGAGACGUUCCGGAACUUGCGCGAUUGGCUAAUCUUUCGGGACUACAUGAACGGGCUGGAAUACGUGGUGCAGGUGUUUGAACAUUUACGGCGCGGUUUGCAGUCCUGAGGAUGGCAAGGCGAAAGCCGAAGAAGGGCUACCAGGCGACGACUCGCCCGUUUGAGGAAAUCGGAACAGUCGAACCUGGAUGGUUUCCAUCUUUCGUCGUGAGGUUGCAAAGUGGAAAGUGGAAAGAAGCACGAGAAGGAGCUAGUAGAGGCGUGCUCGGUCAAACAGCUACUUACCUGUCUUGUCUCGUCUCGUCUCGUCUCGUCUCGUCUCGUCUCGUCUCGUCUCGUCUCGUUUCGUCUCGUCUCGGUUCCAGUGAGAGAUGCGUUUGCGUCUCUGUGGCGGCGAUCGGUCUAUCCGUCGACCAGCUGCGUCGCAGUGAAACCGACUGAUAUACCGUAUCGUCGGAACGCGGAAUUGUGCGCGUGUAUCCGUGUCAACCAGAAGCAAAGGUGUCUGUCUCUGACACGGAGAAUGAAUCGACGAAAACCGACGUUCGCGAGUUUCGUCGAUUUCGUCUACACCGCCUUUCGUCGUCGACGUUCACCGCAGAACAGACGGAGAGUUGCCACCGGGUGAGACAACCAGCCAGAGAGUGGAAACAACGAGAAGCAGCAGGGUCACGCGAUGAGCAGCCCAUUCGCUUUCGCCGCCAUAUUCUCUAUACUUCAUCGUCGUCUGUGAAUUUUUAUUAUUAUACGAUUUCGCACGCGCUUACGCCAGUACGCGCCACGAUCACGCAUCAUCACGCGUGAAAAUAAUCCGUGUCCAAAGUGUAAUCGUUUUACGUGCAAGAGGAUCAACGAAGCUGGCAGACACCAGUUCCGCGCCAUCGAUCAAAUUUCUCAUCAUUCGUUGAGAUUUCUAGUUUUCUUCCGAUCUAUUUGAUUCUUUCACGUUGUCUGCUAUUGCUGCUUUAUCUCUGAAUUUGAAAUUACUCGCGUGUACGAUCGAUUUCGAAAAACUCGCCCGUUUCUUUUUAUCGCGUUUUCGUAUCGGUGUGAUUCGAAUACAUGAACGUUUUAGAUAUCGUUUCAGACCUGUCGGGUUUGUUUGUUUUUAUUUCACGCAAACGGCGAGUAUAAUUUUACUUGGCGAGAUGAUUCUCGAUCGGUCCGAACCUAAAACCAUUUGAAAUGAAAAAAUUGGUGGUCGCGCAAAAUUGUGUAGAAAUGUGUCGUCUCGUGAUCGAUCGAUAACGUUCGUUCAAUUCGGGAUAACGUGAUUCCUCUUUGAACGCGAUUUAUUUGCAAAGAUUUUAAAGCAACGAUAUCGACGCGUGUCUCUUGUCUCGCUGUCGUUUUCAUUCGGAAGGGCGAUUUGUCAAAGAGGGGGGGGGGGGGGAAGGGAAGAGCAAGAGCGGAAAGAAGUCGAAUCGAUGGGAAGAGAGGAAAGAGAGGAUUCAGAGGAAAUCCGUAUAAACGAGCUUGUGUACCGCAGCGGUAUUAUAUCAUAAAUAUACGAGAUAAUACAUACAGUAUUCGCGCUUUAAUUUAGACUGUUCGCGUCGUGCGAGAGAAAAGAGCAAGGAGAAAGAAAUUUCUGCGUAUACGCUGCGUUGCGUGAUACAUUGGACGUGUAUUACGCCCGGGCCAAGGAAAAGUGACAGCACGACCGCGACAAAGGAGAUAACAAAUCCUUCGACGAGCCGUUUUUGCGCCCCAUUUUUAAUCCUACAUGAUAAUUUAUUGACUAACGUAAUAUUAUUAUAUCCGUAUUUAUUCAGAUUAUUUAUUUUUAUUUUUGUAAAGAUUUUACAUGUCCGAUUCACUGUAUUUAAAGCAUCUAGUUGAGCUUCAAAUUAUCUAGAACGUAAGAAAGAUACAGGAUAUAUUAUUAUUUUAAUUAUUAUUAUU